Messenger RNA from Cydia amplana, 3321 nucleotides. RefSeq names its product dynein axonemal intermediate chain 3 (gene mmm). Gene Ontology annotation, cellular component: inner dynein arm. The record is from RefSeq and is a predicted model, not a curated record. Gene Ontology annotation, molecular function: dynein light chain binding; dynein heavy chain binding. The coding region runs from base 31 to 3321 and encodes 1096 amino acids. Gene Ontology annotation, biological process: cilium movement involved in cell motility; inner dynein arm assembly. The transcript has a single exon. NCBI's taxonomy places the organism in Eukaryota, Metazoa, Arthropoda, Insecta, Lepidoptera, Tortricidae.
UCGAUUACAGUGCACGCUGACCACGGAAAAAUGGACGAAGCACCGCCAUCACCACCACAGCCCAGAAGAAAGCGAUUCGUCCCAAAAUAUGAUGUGGACGGAGUGCAUCGGAUCGCUGUCGGCGAAGAAACCCAAAUACAAAUUGAAAUGGUCAUGGGCCAGGACAUAACCCCCCAAAGCCCCUGGAAACUCGUCAGUAAAGCCAAAAUUAUGGAAAACAUAGAUGUCGGCGGCGAACUAUCAGAAUUCUUCCCGUUGAAAGCAGAAUUAGAAGCUUAUACACAAAACGAAGUUCUAAUGGGAUUCAUAGAAGACGACUCCAAUGAUCUCGAUGAAUUCUACGUCUGUACCACUGUCGAAGCAAGAGACCACUGUAAGUUUCAGUCAGAGAAAUUUCUAAAAAGACAGGCAAGGAAAUUACAAAAGGCCGUGGAAAAGAAACCACGUCCUUGGAAGAGUCUUGGAAGUGAAAUAGAGAUUACUGAACUCAUUCCAAUAAAUACUCGGCCGUUUUUAGAGCUUGAAAUAAAAACUGGGUUCCCCACUGUGUACCAGCCAGAGAAAUUCAGUGUCAGAGAUUCGAGUUCCGUUCGAGAUGGUUACUUAGAACUCACACCAUAUAGACAGAGGUUCAACUGUGUGUUUCAACGGAGAAUAGACACAGCGGCUCAAGCAAAUCCAGCUAAAAUAACUAGACAUGCGCAAACUGAUUUGCGAUAUCCGCAAAAUGUCUGGACGCAAUCUAUCGCUGAUGCUCUUGGCGCAAACACUACCGAAGAAGGUGGUGGUGGCGAUACAAAACGUGAAAAAGGUGCCGGUGGUGAUGGUUUUUAUGAAGAUGACGAUGAUGAAGAUAGUGAACCAGAAAAGGAACCGAUAGAUGAAGUCGCACUCAAACCAUUCCGAGACGCUCAAAUACGCAUGCGGCGGGCGUCAUAUAUAAAGCUAAUGACCAAUUUUAUGACUACUAAAGAUCCCGAAUUGGACUCUAUUAUAUCACUUAAUACAGUUAUGGACAUGUAUUGUAACGAUUACCCCAACUUAGUGACUCAGAAAGCCACUGGCGUAGUAUAUGAUUCUAUGACGUUUGAGGAUUAUGUUUGCUUCACGGACGUUAAAGCCAAGAAUAAGUACGUGUCCUCUGCAGUUUUUCAUCCUAUGUGGACUGGAAUUGUCGCCAUUUCCUACGCUGACGCUUCACCUGCUGUGAUGAAAACGUUUAGCACACGUCCUGAUCCAAUCAAAAGGGCGGUGUAUGGGUUGAACCCUGUUAUGAUCUGGAGUCAUAUAGAUAGCUUAUUGCCAAGACUUUACCUCGAAUCUCCGCGCGAAGUGAAGGUGCUUUCAUUUUGCCCUUUUAAUGAAAACAUACUGAUCGGUGGAUGUAUAAACGGUCAAGUUGUUGUUUGGGAUUUGACUAACAAGCUAGAAAAUGUAGAGAAGAUUGAAGUAUUGACUGAAACGAGGGAAAAGUAUCGUAUAGCAAUGAAUGCACAUAUGGGAUGGAUGAAGAGGAUUUCUGAUAAGGCAGUGGUGCCCGCAACUGCGUUGAGCAAUUUGAUGACGAAUCAUUACGGCGCUGUAACUGCCAUCGAGUGGCUCUCACCUAACUUUUUUAUAUCUCAAACUGGAUUCACAGAGCUACUAACUGACGAGAAAAAAUCUUCCAUAUUUUUUACCGGCUCAGAAGAUGGUACAAUAUUAAUUUGGAACCUGUCAGUCGAAAAUGUGGCAGUGUUUGGGGGUAAGAAGGUUAAGAAAUCUCAUCGCGUUGCUAGAAGGCCAUCUGGGUUAUUAGUUGAUGUUUCACCAUUCUGUGUCUUGGAUCGCGUGUUCCAACCCUCUUAUAAAAUUAUACUUGGAAUAACGGGACAACCCGACACGCUUCCACUACAGAGUUUGGCUAUGACCCCUUGCCCGAUUACUUACACUUAUACACCUAAACCUAUUGCGACAGGCAGGAAAUAUUUUUCAUGUUCCAUCUUGCCGCAGAAAGAAGAAGAUCUAAACACAGUAAUGUACUGCGGCUCACAGCACGGAGAGAUGAGAAGAAUUACAUGGGAGGGUCACGCGUUUAAUACUGGAGAACUUGUCAACUCUGAGUACUGCGUCACUAAGUACCGUUGUUACAUUCACGAUGGAAUAAUAACAUGCUCUAAGAAAAAUCCAUUUCUUCAUCAUAUCACCAUGACAGUUGGUGGAAAGAUAAUAGCAAUCUGGUCUGACAAGCUUAUGAAUCGGCCCUUGAUAUGGAAAAAGCGCCCUCACAGAUUAACUGACGGUGUUUGGUCACUUUACAAGCCAAGUCUGCUUUUUAUCACCACGGCUGAAGGUAAUAUGGAGACUUGGGAUUUAUUACUGAGAAGUGAUUUACCUAUUGCAGUACAAACACUCUCCGGCGCACAGCUCACGGGUAUAAACUUACACACGUUACCUUUAGCAAAGAAUAUCAUCGGAGUAAGUGACUCCAAUGGUUCCUUUCAAAUGUUCUUAGACCCACCAAUAUUUAUGAUCGAAAACGAAACUUACAAAGCUCGCGUUGACAGCAUGCUUAGCAGAGAGCUCAACGUAAUGCAAUCGUUUAUAUCAUGGCAAGAUAAUUGGCUGAAACACAAUCCUCAAGUUCUGCUAGAAAUAAAGAGAAAAGAAGGAGCACUGCUGUUAGAAAAGGAGGAACAAAAGAGAAAAGCUAAAGAGGCAGAAGACCAACGGCUAGAAGAGGAAGCGGAAGCGAGAAGACUAGCGAAACAGCGAGUUAUAGGACCGGCAGAAAGAUGGACCAUGAUAGUUAACAAAUUGAUAGAACGAACUAUUGCAGUUAAGAAAAGAAUAAACAAAGCAGAACUCAUUGAACAAGAGAAGCCUCUUCGCGAAUUGGAAGCGCAGCGUUUAGAAAAAGAAAGAAGAAUGCUCGAGAUUAUGAAAAACCAGACAAACAUCUUCAAUGACACCGUGGCUAUCCUAUUUCCUGAGGCUAUAAAAAAGCCACCGAAACCAGCGAAGACGUAUCUACCUCCUAACAAAGGCGCAGUAAAGAGAGAGUAUAUGGAAGACUAUGAAUACUUGAAAGAUUCAGCAAUGAGAACUGUGAAAGAAAAUCCAUACCACGCGUCUUUCUCAUGGGAAGCCACUCUGAGCGAAGGAAAGGAGAGACGCGAAGCGCUAAACACUUAUGAGGAAUAUCUUAACGUGCAUAAAGCUAGACUUAACUUUGAAGUGGAAAAGUUGACGGUACAGCCACAGCCGCAAAAAGAGCGUAAGAAACUGAGGUCAAAAGAUGUUUCCACCGUUGAGUUUAGUGAGGCGGCGACAGAGACGUGA